Molecule: messenger RNA, 216 nt
Organism: Neurospora hispaniola
Lineage: Eukaryota; Fungi; Ascomycota; Sordariomycetes; Sordariales; Sordariaceae
Exons: 1
Source: RefSeq, a predicted model, not a curated record
AUUGCUUAUAUUACUAAUAAAGCUCGUAAUAAAGUCUUCGCCGAAUAUUUAACUAUUAAACACACUAAUUUUAAUACUAUAGCUUCUUUUUUUACUUAUUAUAUUUUAUUCUGUAAGCGUAUUAAAAAUACUAAAUUCAAAAUUAAUAAGGAUUUUAAAAUUACCUUUCUUUACAAUACUGUAAAAAUUACUUACCUUAUUAAUACCAAAUACUAA